Molecule: messenger RNA, 4724 nt
Organism: Numida meleagris (helmeted guineafowl)
Lineage: Eukaryota; Metazoa; Chordata; Aves; Galliformes; Numididae
Gene: PHLDA3
Product: pleckstrin homology like domain family A member 3
Exons: 2
Coding region: 2554-3027 (157 amino acids)
Biological process (GO): negative regulation of phosphatidylinositol 3-kinase/protein kinase B signal transduction; intrinsic apoptotic signaling pathway in response to DNA damage by p53 class mediator; positive regulation of apoptotic process
Cellular component (GO): plasma membrane
Molecular function (GO): phosphatidylinositol phosphate binding
Source: RefSeq, a predicted model, not a curated record
CUGCAGCCCCCCCAGCCCUCCCCCUGCGUGACCAUUUCCAAAGCAGUGUUUCCUCCUGGCACUUCGUGCGGGUGCUGCCAUGCGCACACCGCAUCCAAACCCAUCAGCGCUGCCGUGCCCAGCAGCGCCAACAGCUCAGAGCUUUUCACCUACUCCCGGGUUGGGUGUUUUUCUUUUUCUUUUUUUUGCUGGAUUCCGAUCCGCCAGCUUGGCAGCUCCCCAGGUUUAAUUUGUUUUCGCUGAAACACUUUGCUUUCUUGGUGUGCUUCUCUCCUUUGACGGGUGUGAAAUACUCACGGAUCGUUCUCGCUGUCUGCCCUUCCCAAUCUGCAGCGGGACGGCUGCAACUGUCUGCUUCCCUCUGCUGGCUGCUGCUCCCCGGGCACGGCGCCGGACAGACGGACGGAUGUGUCUGCACAUCUGCACCCAAGCGCUGUCCAACCUGCUGCCGUCCACAGCACGCAGCCCUGCUGCCAGCCUGGGGAUUGGCGUGGGGUACCCAACGCUGCCCCCAGAGAAAGGCCCUGGGCUGGUGGGGGCAGAGCUGCAGCACCGAGCUCUGCUGGCUCAGCAGAAUGAGACCCUUCUCUGGGUCUGUGUCCGUCACCAGGGGACAGAGGGGAGGUGACAGGCUUUGCUGAAGCUCCGUGACCUCAUGGCUGUGGGAAGGUGGUCCUGCCACGGUGGCUGGAGGUGGUGAUACAGUGAGCAGCGGAGGCAGCCCCAGAUGGAGAGGAAAGAGACCGUGGGGCUGGUGGCCUGGCAGUGUCACCGACAUCCCGACCUGCUGGCACAGAGCUGGGAGCGACAGUCCCAAACCGCUCACUUCCAAACUCCCGGGGUACACCAUCCCUGAGCGUGUGGGAAAACAGCCCCGCGUGCUCCUCGCAGGGACCCACCUGCCCUGCUCCUCUCAGCGCCCCACGGGGCCCAGGCUGACCCCCAUCUGUGUCCGACAUCCCAAACUGGGGCUGCUGGGACAGCCGGGACCGGUGCCAGCGUGGUGAUGUUGGCCUCGGGGAGCACGAACCAGUUCCUGACUGCGCAGCGGGCCCUGCCCUGUUAAUGAGGGAUAAUGAGGUGCUUCUCCUGGUGCUGCAGACUUUGCCUCCAGGCCAUGCUGGCUGCCAGCGCUGCCCCCAGCAGGCAUCAGCCCCAGACGGUGACCCCGGCACAGCUCCGUGGGGAUUUGUCCCUUUUUUUGACUUUUAUUUUGCUGGGUGAAGGGCUCUGCACACUCUGCACACUCAGGGUUCAUCCAUCCACCCGGGAUGCUGUGACUGUCACUCUGUUCAGCAGCCCAUGGCCAGCACCGUGCCCCCAAAUGUCCCCGCGGGCACAGCACAGCAGGGCCAGCUUCUGCCGGGUGCUGGCAUGGGAACAGAUGGAGCUGUCAUGGUUGGGAACGAGACGGGCUGGAAAGGCGCCGGUGUUUUGCCACUGGGGAGGGAGGAGUCUGGCGGGACCAGGCUGUGCUGCAUGGCCCCAGCCCUGCUCAGUGCGGUCACAUGAAGCUGGGGAUGCUGUCCUCACUGUGGAACGGACUGAGGACAAGAAGUCAUUUUCCUUGGAGGGGUUUCUGGGGAGACAGGAACUCUGUGCUGGGUGCUGAGGGCUUGGAGCAGCACCCUUGGGUGCAGGGCUGGUGGGUACACAGCCACCUCGGGGUGAUGGCAUGGGGAUUUCCAUCUGCAGAUGUUCCCUCUUGGGCUCCCUCCCCGCAGUCCCUGCAAGUUGGUGCUGCACCCACAGCAUCGUGCUCAGGUGGCACUGCACCCCAUAACUCCAUGUAUGAGACCCAUACCCCUCUUCUACGACUGCUGCUGCACCCCACAGCCCUCUCUCCUGGAUGCUUCUGAACCCCAUAGCCCCCUGCCCCAGAUGGCCCUGCACCCACAGCCCUCUGUCCUUGCCGGUACUGCUCCCCAGAAUCCCCUGCCCUGGCUGUCACUGCACCCCACAGCUCCACGUGCAGGUGCUGUUGCCCCCCAUAGCCCCGCAGCCAUCUGGUGCUGCACCCACAGCCCCCAUCCCACGGGCACUGCACCCACAGCCCCCUGCGGCCCCCAGUCCCGUAGGGCUGCAGCUCCGUGCCUCGUCUUCUCCCUGCUGCGCCUUUGCCCACGCUGCGCCGCGGGCUGUUUGCACGGGGCCCCAGGACUGCACCCGCCCGCGGGCACCCUGAAAGCACCGUGCGGGUGGGUGCAGCGGGGCCGUGUCGGGCCUGGCCAGGCUUCGCCUGGGCGUGAAGGGUGCUGCACAGCAGGAGGGGCCAGGCGAGGCGGGGAAGGAAUGCAAGUGGGAGAGCGGCCGGGCAUGUAGCGACAGAUCCUGGGGAGCGCGGAGCCGGGGAUCCCACACGCUGCAUGGGGCAGGACGCCGAGCCUCAGCCAUAGGGACGGCGGCAUGGGGCAUCCCGGCGCUGCCGCCCCGCUGUGAGAGCCGACGGGGGCCGUCCCGGGGGCACCGAGCUGCGGGGGUCCCGGCAGCCGCGUGGGGAGGGGUGGAAAUCCCCAGCGGGGGAUGCGCGGCUGCAGGAGCUGAGGAGCCGCCAUGACCCCCGAGAAGGUGCUGCGGGAGGGGGUGCUGGAGAAGCGCAGCGGGGGGCUGCUGCAGCUCUGGAAGAAGAAGCGGUGCCUGCUGACCGAGAAGGGGCUGCAGCUCUUCGAGCCCAAGGGCUCGCGCCGCAAGGAGCUGAGCUUCGCCCGCAUGAAAGCGGUGGAGUGCGUGGAGUGGAAGGAGCGGCACAUCUACUUCACGGUGGUGAUGGACGACAGCCACGAGAUCGACUUCCGCUGCGCCCAGGAGGACCCGGGCUGGAAUGCCGCCAUCACCAUGGGCCUCGUCCGCUUCAAGAACCAGCAGGCCAUCCAGGUGGUGCGGGCACGGCACAGCUGCAGAGCAGUGGUGCAGUACGACGCAGCCGCAGCGGGACAGCGCGUGGCCAUGCAGCGUCCCCGGAGCAGGAUGGAGACAGCACUCGGCUCGGUGGGCGGUGGGGAGAACGGGAUCCCGGCUGGAAACUGAACCCUUGGGGCCCCCCAGGAAAGCCAGUGCAGGUGUUGGCCCCAGUGCCAUGGGGCAGGAUGGCAAGGCACCAGGGCAUGGCUGCGGGGCUCUGGCUGCAUCCACUUGGACCGAUGGGGCAAAGGGCACAGCCAAGGCCACCACCUGGGGCUCCCGAAGGUGACAGAUGAGGCCAGGACCGAGGCGGACUGAUGGAGAUUCCCAGGCCUCUCCUGCAGGACAGGGGAUGGGAUGGGUGAAGCUGAGCCCAAAGGAAGCAGCGCGGUGCUGAGCCGUGGGACAUCGGAUCUGGAUGGGGGCACGAACCCCCUGAGACCCCACAUGGAGAAAGGACUGGAGAGGGGACCCCUCGGUCACCAUGCCGGGUUGGUGCGGUGACGCGGCCGCGCCGCUGGAUGCUGCCCUGGGGAUGGCAAUGUGACAACAUGGGCCCCAACUCCUUGUACCGAGUGCACCCCAACAGGCCCUUCUGCUGCUUUGUUCUUGUUGCUUUGUUUUGCGGGACCACUCAGUUUACGGGAGAACACUAAUCCUGCACAGAGCUUCAUGGGUUGUGCAUAGACAUCCCCUUAAAUCCGCCAGCAUCCCACAGCCAGGCUCCUGUGCCCCCCAUCCCGCUGUCCCCUGGUGUUCCCAUGGUGGCUUGGGUUAGGGCUGGGGUUGGGGUCAGGGUCAGGGUUAGGGUCAGGGCUUGCUGCCCGGCGGUGCAGGCAGGGGAGCAGGAGGGGCAGGGAUCCCUCACGACGAGGCUCUGCCCGGACAGGCUGUGCCGACACGAGUGCCUGGAGCCACUGAGCUCUGCAAGCUGGAGCCUGAGCCUCGCAGCCCCAGGCUGUGCGGAUCCGCUGGGAGCACGCCCGGCUGCGUGGGAACAGCGCGGCCCCGUGUCCCUUGGGCCCGGCCCCGUGCCAAGCACCGGGUGUCUCUGGGAAGGGACAGUGGCACGGUCCGUGCCUGCUUGCCAUGCACCAUGCCCUUUCCAAGCAGCUGUUGGAUGGAUUUCCACCCAUCCACCUCUCCCUGGUCCUCAGAUCUGGGUUGUUUAAUAGGGGGAGCAGAGGUGAGCUGGGGGCACGCUGUGUGCAACCAGACCCACACGCUCGGGGCGCAGGGCAGCAGCAGCACAGGUGUGACUCCUGCAGGAAGGGUCUCAGGGGGAGGCUGGGUUUGCUUGGGAAAGCUCCUUGUACGGAGCCUGAAUGCUGCCCAAAUGAGUUUAGCUGGCUGCUAGGGGUGCAAGGAGCUCACAGGUGCUUCCAGCCCGGCCCGAAAGCAGAGCGAGGACACACGGGAAGAUUUUCUAAUGCUGUAGGAGGUGGGGAAACUGAGGCAUGGCAGAAGGGUGGGAACCACGCAGCCCCUGCAGCACUGGGGCCCCGGGGGCACUGAGCAGCGCUGCAGGCAGGUGCCGAGCCCCGGGAUGGAGCAGGGUGCCCGGGGCUGCCUGAGUUCAAAGCCUGAAAAGCCGACCAUGCAGCUCCAUCCUGGGGCUGGCACCCAUGGUGCUGGGCUCAGCCCCUCGUACAUGCUGCCCCCAGACCCUCCACCGCCCUCCUUUGGAUGCUCUCUGAUAGCUUUGUGCCCUCUCUGUCCCUUCCAUCCCCACGGCCAAGCCCCGAUUCCAUGCCUGGAGGUGAUGUCCCCGUGUCUCUGAGCUGUCCCACCCCCUCCCAUGCAGCACACGGGGUCUCCUCACC